AUGGCUGAAGAAACAAUGGAUAAUUCUAUUUUAAUAAAUGUCGACGAAAAAAUGGAACAGAAUUCUAAAAAUAUAGAAGAUAAUCUUUUUGAUGAAAUUAUUGGACAUAUUGAAGAUAUUUUAAUAGAAGAUGAAUUUCAUGCUAUUCGACAAAAAUUUUUAGAUGAUUAUUGGAAUAUUUUUGAACCCGUAGAAGAAAAUAAAUUGAUUUAUACAAAUAUAUUUAAUGAAUAUAAUAAAACCGUGGAAAAUUACAUUGUUAAUUAUUUACAAAGAACUGUACCACAUUUUAAUCUAGAUACAUUUUUAAAUUAUCUAAAUAAUAAACAAAAUGAAUUGGAAGGUGAAGUUUUUGAAGUAUUAUCAACAUUUACAAAUUUUAUGGCCUUCAAAGAAAUGUUUCUUGAUUAUAGAGCUAUAAAAGAAGGAAAAGUCGAAGAUCUUAGUAAUGGAAUAUUUGUUACAUCCUUUAAACCUUCUAAUAUAAAUGAUAAGGAAUCUUUUAGAUAAGAAAUUUCAUUAAUAAAA
Molecule: messenger RNA, 528 nt
Organism: Apis dorsata (giant honeybee)
Lineage: Eukaryota; Metazoa; Arthropoda; Insecta; Hymenoptera; Apidae
Product: ADP-ribosylation factor-like protein 2-binding protein
Exons: 6
Coding region: 1-510 (169 amino acids)
Biological process (GO): positive regulation of tyrosine phosphorylation of STAT protein; maintenance of protein location in nucleus
Cellular component (GO): mitochondrial intermembrane space
Source: RefSeq, a predicted model, not a curated record